CUCGACACACUCACCACAUAAACCCUGGCCAGCUGUUCUCUCUCUCUCUCUCUCUCUCUCUCUCUCUCUCUCUCUCACACACACACACACACACACACACACACACAAAUCGCUCCACCAGAAGCAGAAGAGCAUCAUUCCUUUCACCUGCCUGAAAACCCACCUGGUCUUAACUGGGAAAAGAAACGUCGCAGUGUGAGUGCACUAAUGCUGCUCUACCCUCUGAAACCUCUGAUCAGAAACCUCAUCCAUCAGCAGAACAGGAGUGGAUAACACCAACGCAAAUCUGGUUCUGAGGUCGUUUUCAGAGGGACAUUUGGGACUUUUGGUGAUAGACCUCCAAGCUGAGAUCCACAUCUAAGGAGCAAGUUGCAGACAGAGGAAUCUCCGUGCCCCCUGGUGGAGGAUGGAGGAACUUGCGACUCAGAAUCGCGCUGUUUGUAUCUGAGUGCCAAAGAUGGACAUGUCCAGAUUACCUCAGGGCCAUGCACUCAACGAAACGGAGCUCAACAGCACACUCAGGUAUGGCCCCUUUGUGCACCUCCCUCCCAGCAUGCAGCUGGGCACCAUGUCCAAUCCGCAGUCCCGCCUGCGGGACCUGACGGGUCUGGUGGCCAUGGUGAUACUGAACGUCGUGGCCCUCGUUGCUAACGUGGCCAUCCUGGCUGUCGUGGCGAGAGCACCCCACCUGCGCAAAUUCGGCUUCGUGGGCCACCUGUGCGCUGUGGACGUGCUGUGCGCUGCCCUGCUCAUGCCUCUAGCCAUCGUCUGCGGCUCGCCACUUUUCGCCGGAAUCAUCUUUUCCGCACUCGAGUGCCGCCUCUACGUUUUCCUCAACACCUUCCUGAUCUCCGCCUCCAUCUUCUCGGUGACAGCCAUUAGCGUGGAGCGCUACUACUACAUCGUGCACCCCAUGCACUACGAGAGCAAAAUGACACCGCGGUUGGCUGCUGCCGUCAUGGUGCUGGUGUGGGUGGCGUCCGCCCUCCUCGGAUUGGCCACUGUCUUUGGGUGGCCCAAUUAUGGGAGCCGGAGCUCCAUAGCUGCUGCCCACUGUUCUCUGCACUGGAGUCACAGCGGGCACCGGCGCAUCUUUGCAAUCGUCUUCUGCGUGCUGUGCUUCUGCGUGCCGGCCGCGAUCAUCCUCGCCGUCUACGCCAAUGUCUACAAGGUCGCACACACAGCUGCCCGGCACAGGGGCCCCCUGCCGAGCUGGGUGGUGGCAGCGACACCCCGCCCCAAGCGCCGCUCCGACUCUGUCAACAGCCAGACCACCAUCAUCACCACCAGCUCGAGUGCCAGGCGAGAGACGCGCGCCCCCCGCAGGCCAAGGAGGCCGCUGGUGGGCGGCAAAGCCGCCGUCACCCUGGCCGUCAUCGUGGGCCAGUUUGUCCUCUGCUGGCUGCCAUACUUCGCUUUCCACCUGCACCUGUCACUGGGCUUUUCACACAGUGCAACAGUGGCAGAGGCCGAGGCACCCGUCACGUGGCUGGCGUACUCCUCGUUCGCGGUGAACCCGUUCUUCUAUGGCCUGCUGAACCGGCAGAUUCGUGAGGCGCUGUGCAAGGCUAUGUUCUGCUGCUGCCGCGCCUCACCCAGCCGGCCACCGCCGCGGGGUGAGACUUCUGUCCGUGAGGGCUCCGCCCACAAGGACUUCCUGCAUUUCCUGAAACGUAGUGGCUCUGUGGAGGCAACACGGAGCAGCUGCCACUCAGCCACGCCAAGGACCACACUGGACCAAACCGCAUUCCGGAUUCCUGGACAGAUCCCCGAAGAGGUCACCUAAGCCUGGUUCAGACUGAUUCAAAUCUGAAUUGUUUAAAUCAGAUUAGAAUCUGAAAUGUUCUGACAGGAUUCAAAUGAGAAGUGUUUUUUUUUUUUCAUAGGAAAAAAAAAAGAGGUAGUAUGGUUCAAACUGAAAAAAAUCAUAUUCUUAUAGAUAUAUAUUAUGUGAGAAAAAGGUUUCAUAUAGCUUCCAAAAUAUUUUUUAUUUUUUUUUUGUUUAAAAAAAGAAAGGAAAAAUAUAAACAUUCAGAUAUAUUCUAAAUCCUAAUUUCUGACAAUUUCAGAUGCCAAAAGUAUCAGACAACCAUGGUCACCUGAAGAAGAAUAAAUAUACUGUUCAAAUCAAAUUUAUUUGUCUGUUAGAUUUGUGUGCGGACAUGCAGUUGGCAUGUGAUAAUUCAUCAAAAUAUUUGAGAUCAGUUUAGAUGUGUUCUUUCUCUGUAAAAUUCAUAUAAAAUUACCAUUUUGUAGAGCCAAGUUUUCUGAUUUCACUUGAAUUACAUGUUAAUAAUCAGGUAUCCAACACAUGCUAAAGGAAAAACAUUUUUGCUAGAAGAGAUCAGAUGGCCUAAACUCAACCACAGCUACUCAGGGCUGUUAGUUUAAGGCAUUAGGCAUACAUUUUAGGAAUAAAGGGGUAGGACCUGUUACAGGACUGCUUGAAUAGAUGCUUAAACUGCUGGUUUUCGGUCAUAUCUUAUUAGCAGAGGAAAAUGUUUAGAGCAGUACAUAACAACAAACCUUCCAUGACUGCCUUAACAAACAACACAUUUAACCCAGCUUUUGUACCAGUAAACUCUGUCUCCCUAUGAAAUUAAUGUUAUCAGUUAUUUUUGGUCCUCAUCCCUUUUCUAUUUGUUUCAUAUUGCACAAUAAUGCAUUGACAUACAGUAUCUGGUGGUGUUUUAUACUAAUGUUUAAGGGACAUAUUUUAUUAUAUCAGAUGCUGUCAUAUGUCUAGUUUUGUGCACAAAAUUAUGCAAAAACUAUAUUUAUUCAAGAAUGCAAAUGCAUUUUCCCCCAUAUGCUGUUCUAUUCUACCUGUUACUUUUGCCACAUGUGCAACAAUCAGCUUCAUGAGCUUCAAGGCUAAACACCCCACCAUGGCACAUGGCAGCAUGUAGCUCAUGUCUCUGUAUGGAAAUGUCUGUUCGAAAUAGGAGUGGGUCACAGCUAGCAAACUCCCAAACAGAUGGAAGCGUCUGCGUCGUCAUCAGACUCUUUUAGCGCAGUCUCCGUUUGCCGCUUACUCUGGUAUAUUUAUGUCAUGUUAAGUCCCGCUGCACACCACAAUGCCUUGCUUAUUUCGCAUCUUGCACAUAUCGUGCUAAGCUGCGGAGGUGACCAAUUAUGGUGGUGCAGGGUUUCAUUGUGGUGAUGAUUUGGAGUUGCUGCAUAUACAUAAGGUGUGUAUAGCUUGAAUAAUGACCUCAUGAAGACUUUCUGCAUUUGAUACCUUGCUAUUGUCAAAAUGCCAAGUCACAAAAUGUCAGCGAUUUGGAUAAGACUUAUAUUUCUUUGUUUGUUUGUUUAUUCUUUACAUGCCAGAUUUGAAUUUAUGUACCAGGGAUGCUGUCGUAGCACUAAAGGGCUGCAGGUUCUCUCCUCUUCUCUGACUCUUGACUGAUGCGAAACACCACUAUACUAUAGUACCCCUGUUGUAUUUCUUCUGGUAUUGCCACCUUGUGGAGACUUUACUGCUUGCUAACCGGGAGUGAGUAUGUAAGUGAGUUACAAUCCAGUUACAUGACGUGCUUCAUAUCUAAAAAACGUAAUUACCAUACUGUCUGUUACUCUUGAGGCAGCCAUGGCCAAAGUUACUGAACCUUUAAAUAAACUUAACAUCAUUGUUAUGUGCAUUGAA
Electrophorus electricus (electric eel) is the source of this 3649-nucleotide messenger RNA. Its product is annotated as putative G-protein coupled receptor. The record is from RefSeq and is a predicted model, not a curated record. Gene Ontology annotation, molecular function: G protein-coupled receptor activity. Gene Ontology annotation, cellular component: endosome; signaling receptor complex; plasma membrane. Gene Ontology annotation, biological process: G protein-coupled receptor signaling pathway. NCBI's taxonomy places the organism in Eukaryota, Metazoa, Chordata, Actinopteri, Gymnotiformes, Gymnotidae.